Molecule: messenger RNA, 895 nt
Organism: Arachis ipaensis
Lineage: Eukaryota; Viridiplantae; Streptophyta; Magnoliopsida; Fabales; Fabaceae
Gene: ATPD
Product: F-type H+-transporting ATPase subunit delta
Biological process (GO): proton motive force-driven ATP synthesis
Cellular component (GO): membrane
Molecular function (GO): proton-transporting ATP synthase activity, rotational mechanism
Source: RefSeq, a predicted model, not a curated record
CUCAAUCCAACCACAAUGGCUUCACUUCACACCACCAUUACAGCCUUAUUCCCUUCAAUCCAAACCCCAAGAUCCCUCCUCACCCACCCAAAACCCAUCCUCAACCUCUCCCUCUCCACUACCACCUUCCCCUCCCUCUCCCUCAAACUCACCCGUCCCCGCCACUCCGCCGGAUCCCUCGGCGCCCGCAUGGUCUCCACCGCGGCCGCAAGCUACGCCCUCGCCCUUGCCGACAUCGCCAAAUCCAACAACACCCUUGACGCCACCACAACCGACAUCGAGAAAAUCGAUGAGAUCUUCUCCGAUCCACAGGUGUUCGACUUCUUUGCCAACCCAACCGUAGACGCCGAACUGAAGAAGAAGCUCGUCGAUGAAAUCGCCACGUCAUCAAGCUUCCAAUCCCACACGCGCAACUUCCUGAACAUUCUUGUCGAUGCGAAGCGCAUUGGGCUGGUGAAGGAGAUUGCGAAGGAGUAUGAAUUCGUGUACAACACGCUCACAGAUACGGAAAUGGCGGUGGUGAGCUCGGUGGUGAAGCUCGAGUCGCAGCACUUAGCACAGAUCGCGAAGCAGGUGCAGAAGCUAACGGGGGCUAAGAACGUUAGAAUCAAGACAGUUAUUGACCCGAGCCUGGUGGCUGGGUUUACUGUUAGGUAUGGUAAUUCUGGAUCGAAGUUGAUUGAUAUGAGCGUCAAGAAGCAGCUUGAGGAGAUUGCUGCUCAGCUUGAUUUGGGUGACAUCAAACUCAAUGUAUGAGAUUUAAUAAUAAAAUCAGAUCAAAUCUGCACCUUAUGAUUUUUGUUAUAACUCCUCUCAAUUCUGUACAAUACAAUACAAUGUUGCUUGAUAUAUACCUAAAUAUGUUUUUUUUCUAUUGGGAAAUUGGGUUCACAAU